CGCAAUCGUCAGGCCGUCCACGUCGGAAGGAUUAUUGUCCUUUCUUAAUUUUGGUCGUCUUCGUCUCAGUCGGAUUAUUGGACCUUCUAGGCUCCCUCGUUUUCUGUUUCCCACGGAUUUUCGUCACAUCCACUGCUCCACCGAACCGACUGACUCGACAACCAACGCCUCUUUUCGACCUUUUUCUUUCUUUCUUUUUUCCUCUCUGUUCUUUCCUCUCUUUCCAUUCGAGUCAUCGACAAGACAGAUCGGGUUUAAUUCAUAUCGCCAAUAUUUAAUCCUAUUCACUGGUCCUUUGCGCCCCUCAGAUCUGCGACCAAGUGCUCCAUAGCGUGGGUCCGAGGCUAUCCAUUCUUUGCACAGCUCAAACGGCGCGCCGGGUUUUCGCCGGUUCUCUCUCUUUUUCUCUCUCUUCCCCCGCAGGGACCUCCGGUGUAUGGUCUAUCGCUGUGAAUUUCGUGCAUCAUGGGUUCGACGCAGUUCGGGAAUUUCAACGACUUUUGUCGAGACUCGACGUUACCGGUCUGCAAUCUCUUCGUCCCCAGCAACCAGCCUCCCAAUAAGGCGUUUGAUGGGUGUCCCUUGAUUGGCAUUGACCUGAGCGACGACCGACAUUUGAGCAACUUGGGCUCGAUCUUAUUGGCGUUCAUCGCUAUCCUGGCAUCUAUCUUUCUGCUUUGGCGGUCGGAACGAAAACAAGCGGCAGUGGGACGAAGGGAAAUUCAACUGUUCCUCCUGGGAUUCAUCAUCAUUGAGAUAUGUGAAAUCUUCACGGUCGGUGGUUUUCCACUCGACGAGGCAGUCCGGAAGGGCUUCACCGCGAUUCACGUGGCCGCCAUCACGGCAACCUGUUGGAUCUUGUUCUUGAACGCCAUGGUCGGAUACCAGUUCCUCGAUGACGGCACGCCCGCCUCGCUCGCCCUCUUCGCCGUGUCCGCCGGGGUCUUGUUCAUCGGCACGGGUUACAUCUCUCUCGACACUGCGUUCAACUGGACGGGCGAGUUUGCCACGACUGCCUCGAACAACUACCGGAAUAUCGCCCUUUACGUGCUCUACCAACUCUUCCCCCUGGUGUGCCUGGUGGCAUUCUUCGUGUUGGAGGCGGUCUUGGUGGUCCGGAUUCUGGGCGAAUUCCGACCGAUGUUUUAUUUGGCCGGCGCCGCUCUCCUAUUCGCCAUCGGGCAGAUCUUCAACUACGUCAUCAGCACGCAUCUCUGCAACGCGACGGGCGGGAAAAUCAACGGCGCCUUGUUCGAGACCCUGUUCACCAUGCUGUCGGUGGUGACGAUCUGGUUCUUCUGGAGCAGCAUCACCGAAGACGACUGGCCGAUGCCCGCGGGGCCGAUGCAGGUGGGGACGGGCGGGGGAUACAGUUGAUCUCAU
Aspergillus campestris IBT 28561 is the source of this 1383-nucleotide messenger RNA. Its product is annotated as chitin synthase export chaperone. Gene Ontology annotation, cellular component: endoplasmic reticulum membrane. The coding region runs from base 466 to 1377 and encodes 303 amino acids. Lineage: Eukaryota; Fungi; Ascomycota; Eurotiomycetes; Eurotiales; Aspergillaceae. Gene Ontology annotation, biological process: protein folding. The record is from RefSeq and is a predicted model, not a curated record. The transcript has 7 exons.